Molecule: messenger RNA, 3610 nt
Organism: Xiphophorus maculatus (southern platyfish)
Lineage: Eukaryota; Metazoa; Chordata; Actinopteri; Cyprinodontiformes; Poeciliidae
Gene: ngrn
Product: neugrin, neurite outgrowth associated
Exons: 3
Coding region: 209-1126 (305 amino acids)
Cellular component (GO): nucleus
Source: RefSeq, a predicted model, not a curated record
UUGCGGAAGUAGUCACACUGUGAAGAGUGCAUGUGAAGUCAGAAGGAGGCACUGAGCUUUAGCCAAGUCUCGUGUUUAUUCUCAGAUAAGAUAAACGCACGCUUUGCAUUAUCGCAAACUAUUCUUUGUUCAUUCCGUCUUAGUUUUUGCCGACUGACAAAAUCUAAUCUUUUUGUUAUUAUUGCACUCGAAUGAAGCCCGUCCGCCUAUGAGCAUGGCCCGACCGUUUCAGGUCUGCUGCCUCCUCUUUAGGUUUUCUGCUCCCUCUUUGGCUUCCCCCGUUUAUUUAAACGGCGUCAGAUUCUCCAGCAGAGGCAGCAGCAAAGUCUGGGUGGGACAGAACCAUGUGAGCGGAGACGGAACCAGACCACAAACGUCCAGAUUCGACGAUGACGUAGAGCCUGAGCUGGAGGGGCUGGAGGAUAAGCUCCAGGAUGUGCUGGACAAGGAGAAAAAGAGACAGCGAUCAGUGAAGUUUGAUAUGAUAAGAAGGAAAAUGACUCCACCAGGAGCCCCACAGAGGAAACUAACGUGGGAUGCUAUUGAGCAAAUAAGAUAUUUGAAGCAAGAGCAGCCAGAGGAGUGGACGAUCGAGCGCCUCGCUGAGGGCUUCUCUGUCUCCCAAGACGUCAUCCUGAGGGUCCUGAAGAGCAAGUUUACUCCCUCUCCCAACAGAAAAGUCAAACAGGAUGCUAAAGUGAUGGUUAGACUCAGCCAGCAGGUGUUACCUUCUGAUAGCAGGAGGCAGGAGAACAAACUGAAGCUUCCUCAAAGUCAAACACCAGCUACACUCAUACCUAGACAGACAGAAGGUGCUCUGAUUUCUGAGACUGCUCCGGCUCAGGUGUUUCAAAGUAAAGGUUCAGCAUCUCUUGUUCCUGUUCAGCCUGCAAAGCUACCAGCUGGGACUUACAAAGAGGCUAGAGUGAAGGGGUCAACAGUAGACAGGGAUGGUUUUAGUACAAAGGAAACAGAGGAGGAUGAGGAGUGGGAGGAGAGCUGGGAUGGGCAGGUUCUGACAGAGGAGGACCUUGAGGAGAUUCUGGACAUGGAUAAACCCGCACCUGUGGUGCAGGUGGGGAACGAUUUCUUUGAUGCAGAGGGAAACUUUUUGUAUAGAACCUGAGGACAGAAUGAGUUGAAAUGCUGAAUGAAGAUGAUUUGUACACUGAAAUUAAUGUAAUAAAUAAUUUUCUUAGAAAUGAUCAAAAUCCAUGGAAUUAGUUUUAUAUUGAAGCCAUUUCUUUUAGCUUUUUAAAUAUAUAUAUAUUUGGUUUUUUUUUUCAUGUGCUGUAUUGCAGUAUUAAUGCUUUUCACAUUACAGCUGCACAUUUUAUUAGAAUUUAAUCAAACUGAUUUACUCAGAGUAACACCUAAAUGAAGGGAAAGUAAGUUAGAUAUGUUUUUUUAAAAAUUGUAUUCAGCUCUCAGAAAAUAUGUAAGAGAACCUUGCAAAAGGUUUUUGACAUAUGAGAGAACAUGUUAAGCCAUUCAGCUUGAGGGAAAACAGGCUGUUAUCUCUACAAAAACUUCUGAAUCUUCCUUCUCCCUAGAUUUAAAUUCUUAUCUAAUAUUUAUAGAAGGAAAAUGAGUCAUUCAGUGGUAUAAUUUGCAUAGAUAUACUCUUAAAUAAUGGAUGCUUGCUGAAGGUGUAGAUUUAACUUCCUUGCCCAGUAACACUAGAUGACAAGUGUUUUGCUCCAAAACUAUUAAGUGUCAUUCUUAAAUUUCCCUAUUCAAAUUAUUUUUUAGCUUUAUUUGGACCGAGGCCAAAUAAAGCUAAAAACAAACUGUUAAUACACAGAGUUUGCAGAUGUUCAAAGUCAGGAUCAGAGAUUAAUGAGUAUAUUUAAGCAUUUCCAGUGUCACAUGUCUCAACCUCAUCAGGGUUUAAUAAGACAUUUUGAAAUACAUUAUUCAGACACACUCAUUCAGAGUUCCUUGUGUUAUGCCACACCCAUAUCAGUAUCAUUUAUCGCAGGAAGAAGUCAUAGCAGCAACUUCAGUCUGAGGCAGCAUAACCACAUCCUGCAGGUGUUGUGUUUAAUUUGCCUACCUGCAGAAAUCUCCAGUUGCUAAAGUGCAUCUUGAUUUCUGCAUGUUUGAAGAAAGCAAUCAGUGGUUUCAGAGUUUAUUUUGGAGUAUGAGAAUAAAGGGUGAGUAUAAAUGCAUGCCAUACUUCAGAUUUCAAAUUCUACGCCUUCCAUUUUAAAACACACUCUUCAUUGUGGCCGAUCACAUAAAAUCCCAAGAAAUUACAGUGAAAGUUGUGAUUGUAAUGUCAAAUACAGAUUUAGUUUUUACAUACAAGCUAUUUGUGAAAGUGUAAAAAAUGUUUUUUUUAAUGUCCAUUACAUGUUAUACAGACAUGUAUACAUACCAAAACCAAAAAUACAACUAUUGCUUAAACCAGAUACAAUGUAUUGACUAGUAGCUGACUUCUGUGUGCAUUUCUACUCUAAUAAGGUUUUUAAAUUAGCAUAAUGUCAAUAUGGAGGCUAUUACAUCAACUGUCGACAGUGACAACAAAACUUUAAAGAACUUAAAGUGCAUUUAAGACCUUAGAAACACAACAUUUAAAUUCCAGUAUACAAGAUUUUAAACCAUUAAUAAACUUUUUUUUAAGCUGAUGGUAUUCACAUGAAAUAAGUAAACACAAAAAGAGGAACACGACUUUAUUGCCAAACCCAAAGAAAAGAGCCUCCAAUACACAGUAAAGAGAAACAGCAGUUACAAAUGUUCAAACUUGAAUAUUUACACAACCAAUCACAAAGACUCUUUAAAAUUGAUACAUCAGUUCGAAAAUGCAAGGAAAACGUGUUUUCUUUAACACAAUGCAAUAAAGCUUCAUUAAAUAGAUCUUAUUUUCCAGUGUAAUGCAGCUACAUAGUAACCUUUUUCUCUUUUGAACUUAAUUUCUUGUCAAACCGUCUGAACCAGAACCAAUUUUAAUAUCAGCCCCCAAAAAUAGUUUUUGCUUAAAAACCUUUUAGAGUUAAGUAUUGUUUACAUGCAGUUUAGCACUAACCUGUAUAAAAUAGAUAUUUACUGCGCCAGGAGUCUUUAUCAGGGUAAUAAGUGAAGCUUGGAGUUGUCACCGACAUUAACGGUUAAAACUAAUAAGAUGGUGGACGCCGGCCACAUGUCAGAUUAUCACACCAGGCACUUGUUUAACCACAUCCAAUUUACUGCACUCUACACCAGCUGGUUAUAAAUAAUGUAAACCUAUUUAAAACAAGACUGUGCGAAAAUGUUUUUAAGACAAAUCAGAGACGUGGUUGACAUGGUUACAGAUAAAACAGUGUAAAAGACGCAACCAGAAACAAACAUUAACGUUUGUAUUGCAGCUCAUCCAACCCCUACCAGGCUACAGUAAUUAUGCUUUACAACAUUUACACAAUUAAUUACCUUCUUUGCAUUGCUGUUAUGUUUUCAUCGCCAAUUUUUUUUUUUAUGCAUUUGGUUUUCUAGUUAAUGCAAAAGAUAUGUCACAUAUUUUGUAGAAGUUAGUAUAAAAACUGCUCAGAUUAUUACAAACACAGGUAUAUAGGAUGACAGCGAUCACUACUGUUACAACAGGUCUCGUUUAGGAAAAAUGAUCGACAAAUGC